AUGACUAGUCCUGCACAGUAGAUGUAGAAAUGCAGAGAGGGUAAGUUGAUCCUCUUCCGCCUCUUUCCCUUUCCUUCCCUCCACUCUUCCCCCCCGCCCAUUCCUGGCCAUUGGCACCGGCAAGAUGACCAACAUGCCUCGCCUCCGCCGGCUCAGCAUCAACCAGGAGCCCACCGACGGGCGCGACGAGGCUCUGCUAGCCGAGCAGGGCUACAAGCAAGAACUCAAGCGCGACUGGAGCUUGCUGCACAACUUCGGCGUCUCCUUCGCCAUCAUUUCCGUCGUCAGCGGCACGACGACUUUGUUCUCAUAUGGCCUUCACAGUGGUGGACCGGCCGUCAUGUCUGGCGGCUGGCUGGUUGUCAACUUCUUCACCAUGUUUGUCGGUCUGGGCAUGGCGGAGAUCACGAGUGCGCAUCCUACUAGCGGCGGACCUUACUUCUGGGCUGCCAUGUUGGCUCCUGACGAUGAUACGGCUGCUCUCCUCUCCUGGAUUACCGGCUGGUUCAACUUUGUCGGCCAGUUUGCUGUGACCACUGGCAUCACCUUUGGCCUCGCGACUCUGAUCGCCACCCUGGCCACCGUCAAGACCGAUUUCGCCGCCUCCCCAGGCCAAGUCAUUGGCAUAUACGCCGCCUUGCUAAUUAGCCAUGGCCUUAUCAACAGCUUUGGCGUGCACAUUCUCCGCUAUCUCAACAACUCGUCCAUCAUCUGCCAGAGUUUGGGUGUUGGGGCUCUCGCCAUAGCAGUCGUGGCCGCCGCGCCGAAACAUCAAUCCGGGGAGUUCGUCUUUGGGAAGUUUCAUGAUGGAACGGGCCCGGAUGGGGGACCGGGUUGGUCGAUUCGUGCGUCGCCGGAGUACGUGGCUUGUAUUGGUCUUUUGAUGGCCCAGUACACGAUCACAGGCUUCGACGCCAGCGCCCAUCUAUCAGAAGAAACCCGCAACGCAGCCUGGAGCGCCCCCAUCGGCGUCCUAACCUCCAUCGCCGUCUCGACAAUCUUCGGCUUCUUCCUCAUCAUCUGCAUGCUCUUCUCCAUCCAAGACUUCGACCGCACCGUCGCUGCCCCAGAACCCGUGCUGCAAAUCCUCAUCGACGUCUUCGGCGAAAAUGGCGCCAUAGUCCUCUUCACCCUCAUCAUAGUCUGCAUCUGGCACGCAGGCCUCUUCAGCCUGACAAGCAACAGCCGCAUGAUGUUCGCCUUUGCCCGCGACCGCGGCCUCCCCAAAUACUUCCACAAAGUCGACGAGCGCCACAAAUCGCCCAUCCGCACAAUCUGGCUCGCCGCAGCCCUAGCCUUCAUCCUCGCCCUCCCCUCCCUAGGCAGCAGCGUAGCCUUCGCCGCCGCAACCUCAAUCGCAACCAUAGGCCUCUACAUCUCCUACACGCUCCCCAUCCUCGAGGGCCUAAUUUUCCACCGACACUUCAAAAAGGGGCCCUUUGAUUUGGGCGUCUUCUCCCGCCCUGUAGCGCUCGUCGCGUGUUUGUACGUAGGCUUCAUCACCAUCAUCUUCUGCCUUCCGAACGAAACGCCGGUGACGUCGCAGACGCUGAACUACACGCCUGUUGCCGUGGGGAUUGUGCUGGUGUGGAUUUUCGCGACGUGGUUCCUGUCGGCGAGGAAGUGGUUUCGCGGGCCGAUUAGGCAGAUUCAGGCGGCGGAGUUGGGGAUUGAUAUUGAUGUCCCGGGGGAGAUCGAGCGGGCGGAGAUGGAGGGCAAGUUGCCUACCAAGGCGCUGGGGCAGGAGAAGAUGGAGCCGGUGGAGGAUUGAAGACGAUGAUUGUGUGAGACGAUUGAUUCGUAUUGCAUGAUUUCCCAAUGUAUACCCAUUUUUCCGGC
Neohortaea acidophila is the source of this 1839-nucleotide messenger RNA. Its product is annotated as amino acid/polyamine transporter I. Bases 125 to 1771 code for a protein of 548 amino acids. Lineage: Eukaryota; Fungi; Ascomycota; Dothideomycetes; Mycosphaerellales; Teratosphaeriaceae. Gene Ontology annotation, cellular component: membrane. The record is from RefSeq and is a predicted model, not a curated record. Gene Ontology annotation, molecular function: transmembrane transporter activity. Gene Ontology annotation, biological process: transmembrane transport. The transcript is spliced from 3 exons.